Molecule: messenger RNA, 7237 nt
Organism: Spirometra erinaceieuropaei
Lineage: Eukaryota; Metazoa; Platyhelminthes; Cestoda; Diphyllobothriidea; Diphyllobothriidae
Source: the annotation of a GenBank genome assembly
AUGAUAUCGGGUUCGACGCUCUCAUACUUUUUCGGCUUUUGGGCUCUGGCGUAUCUCAUUGACGCUGGACUCUCAGUCCACCCAUUUACAAAACAGCGUUACCUUGAACUGAGGGGUCGAUCCGGUAUCUCUAUCCAGGUCCUCCAAGCGCGAUUCUUCACUCAGAAGUUAAAUCCCUUCUUUCAACGUCUUGGGAGUGUUGACUGGUUUCCGUGGGGCUUAUGGUUUUCUGUCGGCACAGCUUUCUCGGCGAUCUUUAUGUGUCUUAGCGUUGUUGUGCUUUCUUUACUGGCCUAUAACACCGUCAUGCGCAAACCCAUUGAGAAACAAAUCAUAACGCCCGUGGUAAGUCGUUGAUUGAGAACGUCUGCGACGAAUAUUGUGGUUCCUUUGGUAUAGGUCCUUUGUAAUGGGGGUUUAACCACUUGGGUAAUUAGUAGAUGCCAAGCAGCCCACUUGUCAAGAAGUUUAGUAAUUGUCCUAACCCUUCCUGAGUUGAUGUUCAUUUAAUUCCAAUCGUGAACGCACUCGCGCCACCGGUCAUUUUCUUAUUCAACUGUAGACUUCAUAGAAGUUGGUCGGCACCGAUUUUUACUGCUUGAAGUUGCAUAGGUUAAGGUGUCACCGCAGCGUGCAAAGUCUACACAGGACAUAGAAUUUAACACUAUCCUUUCCGUUUUCCCCCCGCCAGAUGCCAGGAGUCAACCUCCCUGUCAGUCAUAUCGGCUUCUACAUGCUUACCCUGCUGAUCUGUGUGGUUUUGCACGAGGCCGGUCAUGCCUUGGCUGCCCUACGAGAAAAGGUCCGACUCCAUGGCUUCGGCUUCUUUCUGUUCGGUAUCUAUCCAGGAGCCUACGUGGAUAUUAGUGACUCUGAUCUUUGCAGCUUGUCGCCUCUUCGCCAACUGAAGAUUUACUGCGCAGGCGUUUGGCACAACGGAGUAAUUGUACUUAUCAGUCUCCUCGUGUUUCACGCCCUUCCAUGGCUCCUAGUUCCUGCUUAUUCAACGAAUAGAGGCGUUGGUGUCGUCAGUGUACUUGAGGUAAUACACGUUCCUGUAGUAUAUGGUACCUGAUUUGAAAGCGGUUUUCCUUGAGCCAUCGUGCAGCCACUUUUCCACUUAUAUUUCCGGCGAAUAUAAACAUAUCUGUCCACCACGCAUCCUUUUGUGUUGCUACAUUUUUAUUCCUUCCAAACUGUUCCACCGUACGUCAGUGGAUAGCAGACGGGUCAAAAUGUCUGAAGGUGUGUGCUAUGUCAGUAUCAGCAGACCAUGGCACUCGCAGCCUGGUAUGCGCUGGCAGUUCCCGGACGCCUGCUUCCCUGUCGGUAGAUGCACUUGCACUCCCGCUGGGUAUACAGGUGGUGGGCAUGGCUGCGCAGUCAUCCACGUCCUCUGACCCCUUUUGGCGUGUUGGUGGUACAUAAUCCUGGUCAAGUGUAUAUUGUGGACCAGGAGGUGUGUUGGCACGCCUAGAUGCGGAUCCGGCCGUGCUAGCCACCUGCGCCCUCCUCCGCCUCCGGUCUCCUGGACUCUGUCCGGACACCGGAUCCAGGUGCGGAGUGGGAAAGAGGGAGUGCGAAAGAUGCUGCGCAAGUCCACUGUCUCUAAACUAAUUCACGUGCAAGUCGCCUUGCCUUCGGCAUCUUGUUGUGUAGCACACGAUGGACAUUGUCGGAAUCGACGGUCAAACUGUCGGAUAGUAGACUACUAUUCACUAAAAUGUCGAAAGUAUGUAAAUACCAGAUGUAAAAGAGUGAAGAAUAUGGGCCAACAGGUCUUACCGUAGCAGUUUGGCCUCAAUCAUCCCUUUCAGAAAUACAGAUAAUGCAACCGCCGUAUCCACUACGGCCUGGCCACGCAAAAAUAGCCGUGACUGAGUCAUUCUUACCACCCUGAUGUCGGUACUUCUUUUACUCGGCGUGGAUGUCAUCGUCUGAAUUGGCCGGCGUCUGUGGUGUCACGGACCGUAUUUUUCUACACACUAAGAUCUUCGAAUAACCCUUCGUCGACGGAGACCAAACGCCGGAGGUCCGACAAUCACCUGCAUGUGUUAGCUGACCGCGCCAAGCCACGCUUUGAACUGACAUCCGGAGCCCUCAGGUAGAUAUUGGCACCGGAUCAAGGGUAGAGAUACUGAAUGCAUGGGGUGGACCAGGAAGACCAUGCUUGAAUCACACGCAAUUUUCGUGAGGUUUAUGGGAGUUUCUGAUUACAAACUCAGAUAGUCCUGCCGAGGUUGUCAUUCCAAGCGCUUUGGUUCAUGAAACUAACCACAAGGCAGCGGUGGCACGCCGCAGUUCGAGGUCACCAUACCAGUGCCGUUAUCGAGCUUUUCAAUAUUUUAUAAGGCAAUCGGCGUGUCAGACCUCAGCCCUAUGUGCCCUGAUGCCUCGGUCGCCGCUGGUCUGCGACUGCCUCUUUAUCAUACACGGGAGCCUGCCUGUUUUAAGCUAACACUCGCCGAAAGACGUCCUAUUAUCCGCCAAAUACGGACGCGCCGGGCUAUUAGGUGCCAGACUAGUGGAUGAGGCAUCUUCUUGACGGCCCACUUGAUGCUGCAUCUAAAGUGUCACUUUGUGGUUACUUCAGUUCUUUUAUACUGUCGCUUAUCUCUUCAGCAAUUCGAGGUUAAUCUGUCGAUUCAGGUCCGUCAUUGUUUUCGAUUUUUUGAUGCGUCUGGACUGUCCGGAUUUUCUAGAGCUUCCUGAUUUCACUAGGGCCUAUUCAUGAAUGGCUUUCUCGCACAGAUCUAUUCCAUUCAAAAGUUUUCUGGCCCUUUUUUCGUUUAAAGCGAAAACCAAUCCUUUAAAUACAUCCACUUGUAGCACUCAGUCUUCACUGGCCACCGUGGGCUGCACUCCGGUGAUGCUAUAACCCAGAUAAACGCUUGUCCAGUUAACACUGCUGAUGAGUGGUACCGGUGUCUGGAGGAGGUGCAACAAAAAACUUCCGGCUACUGCGUUCCUGGCGGUUACCCCAACAUGCUAGACCCCGGCCACGUGCGUGCACAACCUGGCGCUCGUCGGCUGUCCGCCGUCUUGCCUGCUGACCAGGCGGAGGUCGCGAAAGGAUUGCCCAGGGUGCCAGCUGAUACUGUUGCUGCUUCCAAGGCUCUCGUCGUAGCCGCCUCCCAUGACUGCUGUGCCCCACACCUUGCCUCGACACACCUCUGCUUCGCCCACUUCCACAGUCUGGGAAAGCACGGAAAGCAAGCCAGGGUGAGACCGGCUGCGCUGCCAGUUCUGCUUACACCUGUUUUAAUGUUCUGCCUCGGAAAAUCCCUACGUUUAUGCCGUAUCUAAUUUUAAACUCUAGAAAUGAUGGUUACGCACAGUAGAACCUCAACUGUCUGUUAGCGGGGCGUUGCCGGAGCGUAGCCCUUAGGCGUCUCCACUUCACUUAUCCCACCAAGUCACUCAUCUAUGACUUGUGACGCAUACGACUAAAAGUCACGCGUCGUAGCACGCCUCAUCGAACGAGUCAGGGGAGGUGGAGGCGAUUUCGUCAAAGAGCUGUACUAUCCCAUUGUAUCCAUUAGAGGCACAGCCAUACCAUUGUGUACGGAUGCAGCGGCCUGGUAACUGGGAUGAGAACGUGGAUUUUGGUCGUUUUCAACCCCGGAAAAAAUUUUCGAAGACAACGAAUUCGAUUUCAUCUUUCGCUUUGGCCAUUUGGUGGAAAGCUCACGUUCGGGUACAAUAUCCGGCCUUAUUGACAAAGCUGCCAGCCUGUUUUACGGGAGAGCACCCUGAUAUUUCCCUACGCAAUUGGAAGCUGAGUUAAACAGCACCAGAACAAUUGCGACCAAUCGACAGCUGCAGUUCUUAGUAACUGCGUGCGAAUUUUAUAAUAUCAACAGAGUCAGGACCGGUUACAUGUUUGGGGGGUUGGUUGUAACACAGCUUUGUGUGAUCCCCUGGACAUAUCGAAUAGAUCUACGGGCAAGAUGAGGACCCGUUGCAGGCUUCUGACAACUUUUCUAAUUAGGUAUAAGGAAAGAUAUUUUUGCAAGUAUGGGGAAUUAGUGGGCCAAGUCACGCUGUUUAAGUGAUAAUUUUACUGAACUCGGCGUUUGCCCGCAAUCGGAAAGAAGUGAAUUCAAAAGCCGGCGUUGUGGCCGACCGAAAUUUGUGGGAAUUGUGCUGCACGAUAAUCACUAUUACAACCUCACCUAAAUUAUCCCUUCCAACCAAAAACACAUCUUAGAUUUUCGGCUAACAUUCCAUUAGAUACUUCAGCUACUGUGUAUUGUAUGUGUACAUAUCCUAAACAAUUGCGUGAUUUAUAACUCGACAAUAAAGGCGCUUAUGCCAGCUCUAAUCCACAUGAACGACCACUUUAGCAAGUGUCCUUAGGCAUUUUCCCGCUCUGACCAGCCGUUCCCGGCUAUUGCUCUAUAAAAUUUCUCGAAUCUUCCCAGAGUAGGAAAUUGUGGUUCUAAAGGCCUCCUGCUCAACCCACCUUGCAUGCUACCUUUAUGGGCAGAAUAGUGUCCCCGCUUAACGCGCAUCAUGUCGCCUAGCCACCGACGCCUCUCUACUUGUCCCACAUUCCCUUACACGUGAAUAGCAGACUGACAGCGAAAGGCUUUAAAAGCAAGUCACUUCAACUUUGCCGUUUUAAGGGGUGAUUUAAUGCUUUUUUUCUCUCAGUGUUGGCCACGUCCAUAGUAUUCACCAUAAUUGACGCACUAAAUUUAUUUCCUGCUUCUGUAUAUAUUUUCUAGAAGCCUAAGUACGUCUGUCUGCCUGCGAGAGCAGUAACAGAAAGAGAGCCCUGCAGUGCACCCUCGGACUGUGGUCCCCUGGCCACUGAGGGAGACCAGCGUCCCAUCUGCCUAAUUCCUGCACCUCCUGACAACCAUACGCACCUGAUUCGAAUUGUCCACAACCGAGCCCGCUCCCCGGCCAUCCUAUUUCUUGGACCUGUCGAAGAUCUGCUAGCAUCUAUUGAGAUUUCCAACUACGUUCCUCGCUGGCCGCAGUUAUUUCCCUGUCGUUUGCCGCAGAUCAUCGCUACUUUUUGCAUGUAAGUCCUGACUGUGCUCCCUAUAAUUCGUUCCCACUUCUUCAAGAAAGAUUGCUUUGUACAUCACGGAACCACUUAAAGGUCUCAACACCAGGCUCAAAGAUAAAGGCACACGAAGACGUUUCACCGUUCGGCACUACUGGUCUGACUUUUGGUGUAAAAUGCAUCGAUUGACUUGGUAGGACCUCCGGACAUGGAAGCGCGGUAUCUGCCGAAUUCCGCGGCCAGUUUUUCGUGCCUUUUCGAUCAAGGACUAGGGAUGCCAACACCUAGUACGCAGUCAAAAAACAAACUUGUUUGUUGCCCUUCCAGUUGUUCCUAGUACUCGCGACUCACUGAAUGACUAAAUAGGCUUUACCUCUGAUAAUAUUUGCUCUACCCCUCCGUGACGCACUUUACGAUGCCUUUAUUUUAACGUCUAUAGGAUGGAAAAACCAUGGCAGCAGCCCAAGUCGUAUCACGACGUCCUUGUCGCUACUUAAAAUAAGUGCUUCCUUCCUGUAGGUGCAGUUUGAGGGCAAUUCCGUCUUUUCAGCGCCAGUGGACAAACCAACUGAAUUAACUGUCUCAUUCAUCUGAUAAUAAGUUUCAAGCCGACAUAACUUUACGCUAAAAGUGUGUAGUCAGUCGGCGUCCUGUUGCAAAUGAAACUACCAAAACUGAGCGUAUCCAUUCCAACGUGCGAAUAUUUCCCCGGCGCAUUCACGGGCCACCUGGAAACUAACUUAGCAGAGUCUCGUUCUUUUAUCACGCUUAUUUUUAAACUGCUGGAGUAUGACGCUAGUAAAGACCUUUGCAGCCAUUCCGAUUAAACUUAUUUCGGGGCAAUUGUCGCGCUUCGUCUUGAAUGCCUGUAAGACAGUAAGUAGAAUUUUUAACUAGCAGUCUUCAUAUACAACCUCCUCACGCCGUGUUUUUUGAAAUCGUCUUAUCGAGCCGACGCGUAAUACCCCCAAAAAGACUUUUCUGUAGGGAUUGGCAUUUACCGCACCUAUGUUGCGCGGUCCGAAUAUUGCAUCAUGGUUUGUUGCAGAUGGUUAGAGUUGAGUUAAACGACUGGGUGAUUACGUUGCCGUCUAACGCCUCACAGAGGGCCACUACCCACUACAACCUGCAUUAGGAUGCUGACACUGGCACCAUGCAACAGUUUGUUGAACAUCAAUAGCACCAAUAACACUCCCUCAGUGCUCAGCCCCGGAGAGCCUCUUUCACGCAUCGUGUUACGCGAGACAGCUGUAACUUCACAUACGAGGAGAGGUGUCGAGAAUGCAAACAAACGCCCACCAUAAUCGCUGCCACCACGCAAUCUCGUAAAGAAGUCCGUGCGUUGAUUUGUUCAGUGGGAAGUGUCCUUACGAAUCACGUGCAUUUUCAUCUGGUGGGAAUCCACAGACUUACACACAGUCGAUCGAGGUCUAGACAACAUCGCGGAGCUGAGAGCUAACGGUCUAGACUGAUACAGCCACUUCAUUACGGAUUUCAGGAGGUUGAUGCAACGUACGCUAUUUAGUCUGGUGAGCAUUUCCAAGGUCCACCGUACUGUCUGAUGAGGAACCUUGCUAUGGAGGUUAGGUGAAAAGAGUUCCCAUUCUCUCCUCAUUCACUCAAUCCGUCACCGUCGUGUCACCCAUUUCUGCAGUUAGUUCUGCCCGUCAUUGUAUUGUCAUGCGCCAGCAACUUUAAGCUGGCGAGAAAUGUCUCACGACCUCCGACCAGGCAACAUCGUUUCUUUUGCUUCCAACACGCCCAUUGAGUGCACAGGAACACUUCUCAGGUUGUAUCACUAAAUUACCAUCGAAAACUCGAACUGAACUUCCCGACCUCGUUGCGUAAAACAGGGCAAUUUAUACUCCGAAAUAAUCGUUAUCCUGCUGCCUUUGCGUGCCGACUCACUCUAUGUUUGCUCUCACUCUCCGCUCUAGAUACCUCUUCUCCCUCUCUGGGGCCUUGGUCCUUUUAAAUGUGGUGCCUUGUUACGCAUUAGAUGGCCAAUGGAUCCUCAAGGCUCUACUCGAUCUCCUUCUGCCUUCCUUCAUCUGUGGCCGCCAGUUUAAACGUAUUCUCUUUUCCAGCAUUAUCGCUCUUGGAACCGGUCUCCUGUCUAUUAAUAUUGCCCUCGCCCUUUGGUAUUUGAUCCUGGAGACCGGCGUGACACCUACCCUCCCGGCCUCCCCUGCCCGACCCGCUCCCCAAACGUCCCUGUAA